AUGUGUGUGGGGCAGUGGUCGGAGGCGCCCUGCGACACACGUGGGAUCGAACCCAAAGAAAAAAAAUUGCAUUCUUCCAGAGGAACAGCCGAAUGCGACGAUGGAGACGACGGUCACCGGGCAGGGGACACCGAAACGUGUGGGCCGUUGGACUCUCGCUCAACUCCGACAGACCGAUGGUAUCAUUCCGAGCCAAGCCGGAUGGAACAAGGGAGAUUCACAGAAACUGAUGACAAAUUUCGGUACACCGCGAAACACUUCCACCAAAGUAAAGGCCGACAAUCUUCAGGAGAUUCCCGAAGAGAUCGCGAAUCGUACACAUGGUGAGGUGCGUCUUCAAUCCGGAACAAAUAAAUUCAGCUCUCAACGUGGAAUGACCGGAUUCGGAACAGGUCGUGAUGUGUGCAGGGAAGGCAAGCACGUCAACACGAAUCCUGCAGAUUUGUCUGAGCUUCCUGAGGAUAAGAUCCGUUUAUCUGAUGGUAUUGUGCGUCUUCAAGCAGGUACAAACAAGUACGACUCACAGAAGGGCAUGACUGGAUUCGGUACUAAUCGUCGCGAAACAACGAAAAUGCUUGACACGAAACAUCCUGAAUACGAUCAUGAACGACCAGAUCAGUCAGAGAUUCCGCUUCAGUCUGGAACGAACAAAUUCGCUUCACAGAAAGGAAUGACCGGCUUCGGUACGUCACGUCGUGAGACCACGAAGAUGGUAGACAGCAGCCAUCCAGAAUAUGACCAUGAGGCUUCUAUUGAUCAGACCACGAUUCCUAGUCAGAUGGGUUCAAACAAAUACGCAUCACAAAAAGGAAUGACUGGGUUUGGUCAACCUCGUUGGGAGGUGCUGGACCCAUCAAUUUCGUGGCAAAAUCGUAAAUCUCAGGGAAUGGUUCGCUUGCAAUCCGGUACCAACAGGUUUGCAUCGCAGCAGGGCAUGACCGGAUUCGGUACCUGCAGAAACACAACCUACGAAGCCGAAGGCGGCGAACUACCUUACGAGGCGAUGAAAAUUUCGGAGACCAUCAUCCCUAGUCAAGCUGGUUGGAACAAGGGAGAUUCGCAGAAGAGGAUGACGUCAUUCGGUGCCCCACGUGACGUGAAAGGCAAACACCUUAAGAGAAUCUGGGAGCUCGAGUAUCCCGAAGAAGCAGAGGUUGGUGUAGAUUCAAGCACAAUGAUAUUAGAUGGUAUAUCAUGUCUUUAA
Messenger RNA from Angiostrongylus costaricensis, 1204 nucleotides. The record is from the annotation of a GenBank genome assembly. Lineage: Eukaryota; Metazoa; Nematoda; Chromadorea; Rhabditida; Metastrongylidae.